AUGAGACUUAUUCAGAAAUCAUUCAAACUCACGAGGGGGUUGGCGACAUUCAAUAAACCGUUACGCGUAUUAGGCAUAGAAACUUCAUGUGAUGACACCUCGGCUGCGAUUGUCACUUCGGAUAAAAAGAUUCUAGCAGAAACUGUAAAAGGACAACAGGAAUUACAUGAGCCAAUGGGUGGUGUAGUUCCAACAUUAGCAAGCAACGGUCAUUCACGAAACUUGCCAGGUGUCAUCUGCGAGACGCUAGAUAAGGCAGGUCUGUCUAUUCAUGAUCUUGAUGCUAUUGCAGUGACCAGAGGACCAGGUUUGCCACCCUGUUUGCCUGUUGGCCUAAAUGCUGCAAAGACCUUAGCAGCCGUCAACAAAAAGAAAUUGAUUGGAGUGCAUCAUAUGGAAGCGCAUGCUUUGACAGCACGCUUGACAACAAAUUCACAAAGUGAACAGCCUGCACCAGCCUUCCCAUUCAUGGCAUUACUCAUAUCUGGAGGACAUACACUUCUUCUCACAGUAAACAAUAUCGGUGAUUACAACCAAUUAGGAACAACGCUCGAUAACUCAGUUGGAGAAGCGAUUGACAAAACCGCAAGACAUCUAGAGCUGGAUUGGAUAAAAGGAAGAAGAGGUGGCCCAGGAGCAGCUUUAGAAAAGGCAGCUUUGAAUGGCGACCCUGAAAGAUUUUUAUCGCAUCUACCGAAGCCAAUGCUACAGAGGAACAAAUCUGUCAUUGCUUUUAGUUUCUCCGGUUUAAAAACGGCCGUCUCUAGAUUAAUAAAUAUAGAUAAAUGCGUAGAUUUGAAGAAGCCAGAAGAUGUUAGUGAUAUUGCUGCCGCCUUUCAAACAGCCUGCAUUCGUCAUUUGGAACAAAAAAUAACUUUGGCUUUCGAACAAGAGUUGGUGCAAUUAAAGAAACCGCUGACUGCAUUAGUUGUAAGCGGUGGCGUGGCAAGCAACACGUUUUUUAGGACGAGACUACAGGCUGGAUUAAUUGAUGAUUAUACAAUUACUACCUUGCCAAAAUGGCCGUUGGAGUCAUUAAAAGAAGCAAAUAAGAAAUAG
Messenger RNA from Mycotypha africana, 1059 nucleotides. Its product is annotated as Gcp-like domain-containing protein. Bases 1 to 1059 code for a protein of 352 amino acids. Lineage: Eukaryota; Fungi; Mucoromycota; Mucoromycetes; Mucorales; Mycotyphaceae. The transcript has 3 exons. Gene Ontology annotation, biological process: mitochondrial tRNA threonylcarbamoyladenosine modification. Gene Ontology annotation, cellular component: mitochondrion. The record is from RefSeq and is a predicted model, not a curated record.